CCAACGAAAACCAAAGAGAAUCAUGGGUUUCCUUUUCGGUAUGUUCGUUGGUUUCUCCAUUGGUAUUGGGUUGAUCAUUAGUUUCGCUAAAUAUGCUAAAAUCCGGUCCACUCGUCGUGCUUUUCUGGCAAGGACGGUUGCUGCAUUUGCGAGGAUGACGGUGCAAGAUUCAAGAAAAAUCCUACCGCGCCAGCUUUAUCCGCCUUGGGUUGUCUUCUCUCAGCGCCAGAAGCUAGUUUGGCUUAAUGUCCAACUUGAAAAGAUUUGGCCAUCGGUCGACGAGGCAGCAUCGGAGCUAAUAAGAGCGAGUGUUGAGCCAGUUCUGGAACAAUAUACACCAGCUAUCUUAUCGUCCAUGAAGUUUGACAAGCUGACUCUUGGUACGGUUGCACCACAAUUUACAGGUAUUUCCAUUAUUGAGAGUGAAAGUGGUGCUGAUGGAAUCACAAUGGAGAUGGAUAUGCAGUGGGAUGGUAACCCGAACAUCGUCCUUAAUAUCAACACCAAACUCGGUGUUACCCUGCCCGUGCAAGUAAAAGAUAUUGGGUUCACUGGGGUUUUCAGGUUAAUCUUCAAACCACUUGUUGAUCAGUUUCCUUGUUUUGGAGCUGUUGCCUAUUCCUUGAAAGAGAAGAGAGCUCUUGAUUUUACACUUAAAGUUGUUGGAGGUGAUCUAUCAUCAAUACCAGGAGUUUCUGAUGCAAUUGAGGAGACAAUUAGGAAUGCUAUUGAAGAUUCUAUAACAUGGCCUGUUAGGAAUAUUGUACAAAUAAUACCUGGGGAUUACAGUUUUCUGGAGCUGAAACCAGUUGGAAUAUUAGAUGUGAAGCUUGUGCAAGCCAAGGAACUAACAAAUAAGGACAUCAUUGGGAAAUCUGAUCCUUUUGCUGUCUUAUUUAUACGUCCACUUCCAGAUAAAACGAAAACCAGUAAAACCAUUGGCAAUCAAUUGAAUCCAAUUUGGAAUGAGCACUUUGAGUUCAUUGUAGAAGAUGUUUCCACACAACACUUGACUGUAAAAGUCUUUGAUGAUGAAGGAGUUCAGGAUUCUGAACUCCUUGGCUGUGCUCAAUUUCCAUUAAAGGACCUUGAGCCUGGUAAAGUGAAGGAAGUAUGGCUGAAGCUGGUCAAGGAUUUGGUGGUCCAAAGAGAUAAUAAAUACAGGGGUCAGGUGCAGCUUGAGCUCCUUUUCAACCCUUCUGGCACAGACAGCAGCUUGAAGAACCCAUUUAACCAUGAUUACUCAUUGACAUCAUUGGAAAAGGCCCUUAAACCUUCGAAUAUCGAAUUGGAGGGUAUCGAUCCCGGAAAAGCGGCUCAAAAGAAAAAAGAGGUGAUUGUUAGAGGAGUACUAUCAGUGAUAGUUAUAUCAGGUGAAAACUUGCCGCCGGUUGAUCUUAAUGGAAAGACAGACCCUUUUGUCGUCCUCACGAUGAAGAAAUCUGAGGCAAAAGCUAAGACAAGGGUAGCUAAUGAGACCUUGAAUCCUAUGUGGAACCAGACAUUCGACUUUGUAGUGGAGGAUGCAUUGCAUGAAAUGUUAAUUUUGGACAUCUUGGACCAUGACACUUUUAGGAAGGAAAAAAUCGGAAGAAUAGCGAUGACAAUGACAAGGGUGUUAUUGGAAGGGGAGUUUCAAGAGAGUUUUCCAAUAGAUGGUGCUAAAUCAGGAAAGCUUAAUCUCCAUCUAAAAUGGAGCCCUCAGCUUUUAUUCCGUGACUGUGAUACACAAUGA
Molecule: messenger RNA, 1735 nt
Organism: Hibiscus syriacus
Lineage: Eukaryota; Viridiplantae; Streptophyta; Magnoliopsida; Malvales; Malvaceae
Product: synaptotagmin-4-like
Exons: 13
Coding region: 23-1735 (570 amino acids)
Cellular component (GO): endoplasmic reticulum
Molecular function (GO): lipid binding
Source: RefSeq, a predicted model, not a curated record